AUGGAUUUCGAUAGGGCUGCAGACGAUGAGCUUGAGUUUUCGGUAAAGUCGUCGAAGAAUAUCAAAGUACAUAGUACUUUUGAGGGCAUGAAGCUUAAGCCUGAUCUACUUAAGGGCAUAUACUCAUAUGGCUUUGAGGCUCCAUCUGCUAUCCAGAGCAGAGCUAUUAUGCAAAUUAUAUCUGGAAAAGAUACCAUUGCCCAGGCCCAGUCGGGUACUGGUAAGACGGCCACGUUUUCUAUUGGCAUGUUACAGGCGAUCGAGCCGAAGAUGAGACAGACCCAGGCGCUUGUGCUUUCUCCCACUAGAGAGUUGGCUACACAGAUCAAUAAUGUUAUUAUGAACUUGGGCAAUUAUAUGAAUAUCCAUACUCAUGCUUGCACUGGUGGUAAGCAGGUUGGCGAGGAUACUAAGAAACUUGGCCAGGGCCAGCAUAUUGUGAGUGGUACGCCAGGACGUGUGCUUGAUGUGAUCAAAAGAAGACAUUUGCAGACCAGAAGUGUUAAGAUGCUUAUUCUAGAUGAAGCUGAUGAGCUUAUGACCAAGGGAUUUAAAGAACAGAUUUAUGAGAUUUACAGGCAACUACCGCUGACGGUACAAGUUGUGGUUGUCAGUGCUACGCUUACGAAAGAGGUUCUCGAGAUGACAUCGAAGUUUACCACUGAUCCAGUUAGAAUUCUUGUGAAAAGGGAGGAUGUCACUCUUGAAGGUAUCAAGCAAUACUACAUUCAGUGUGAGAAGGAAGAGUGGAAGUUUGACACUCUAUGUGAUCUCUACGACAACUUGACCAUCACACAAGCAGUUAUUUUCUGCAACACAAAGAUGAAGGUGACAUGGCUAGCAGAACAGCUUCGAAAGGCCAACUUUGCCGUGGUGGCCAUGCAUGGAGACAUGAAACAAGACGAACGAGACCUGAUCAUGAACGAUUUCCGUUCGGGAAACUCCCGUGUGCUUAUAUCCACCGAUGUGUGGGCCCGUGGUAUUGACGUCCAGCAAGUUUCGUUGGUGAUCAACUACGAUUUACCCUUGGAUAAGGAGAACUACGUCCACAGAAUUGGUCGUUCUGGCCGUUUUGGUAGAAAAGGUAAAGCCAUCAAUUUGUUGACCAAGGAGGAUAGAGACGAGUUUAAGGAUUUGCAGAGGUACUACAAGAUCAAGAUCCGUGAGAUGCCCAUGGACUUUGGCGGUUAA
This is a messenger RNA of Candidozyma haemuli, 1191 nucleotides long. RefSeq names its product ATP-dependent RNA helicase (gene FAL1). The record is from RefSeq and is a predicted model, not a curated record. The transcript has a single exon. Gene Ontology annotation, molecular function: ATP binding; mRNA binding; RNA helicase activity. Gene Ontology annotation, cellular component: nucleolus; catalytic step 2 spliceosome. The coding region runs from base 1 to 1191 and encodes 396 amino acids. NCBI's taxonomy places the organism in Eukaryota, Fungi, Ascomycota, Pichiomycetes, Serinales, Metschnikowiaceae.